Messenger RNA from Lactuca sativa (garden lettuce), 1359 nucleotides. RefSeq lists its product as uncharacterized. Gene Ontology annotation, molecular function: DNA binding; transposase activity. The record is from RefSeq and is a predicted model, not a curated record. NCBI's taxonomy places the organism in Eukaryota, Viridiplantae, Streptophyta, Magnoliopsida, Asterales, Asteraceae. Gene Ontology annotation, biological process: DNA transposition.
AUGCCCAUGGACUAUGAGAGGGAAAAGGUAAUAACUGUUUCAUUCCAAUCUGUUAAAGAUCCUUUUCUUACCAAACUUUUUGAAGAUGAAUAUGAGUUUUUUGGUGAAAAAGAUGAAUAUGUAGAUGAUUUAGUUCAUCUAGAAGAUGACGAGAAUGACAUUUUUUGUUCCAAUUCAGUCCAUGAUCCCACCAUAGAGUGGAAUCUCAUGGAACCAAAGGUUGGAGAGAAAUAUCAAAAUUUUUCUCAAUUGAAAAAUUGUCUUAUUAACUACGUUGUGGCCCAUGGGUAUCCCCUAAGGUUUGAGAAACUUGUAAGUACUAGGUUAGUAGCUAGAUGUGGUAGAGAUACAGACAAAAAAGAAUGUGAUUUUCGUUUGUAUGCAUCAUGGAUGAACACAGAAAGAACAGUCCAAGUAAAGUCAAUGAAAAAGAAGCACUCGUGUUCAAGAAAGUUUACUUUUGGACACCUUGUAUCCCCUCAAUGGAUUGCUUCUCAUCUUGUGAAGGAGAUUGUUUUCAACCCAUCUAUUAAACUUAAAGAACUGAGGGAACUCAUUAGGACAAAAUUCAAGAUCACCCUAUCUCUCAGUAAAUGUAACAGGGCUAAACAUAAGGCAAUGGUGAUGAUUGAAGGGAAGGCUAGUGAUCAUUAUGCUAGAAUUUGGGACUAUGCUGCAGAAAUACAAAGAUCCAACCCUGGUAGUACUGUGCAAGUGGGUGUAAACCUUAAUCCUGAUGGAAAACAUUACUUUUAUAGAUUCUAUGUAUGCUUUCAUGCAUUGAAAACAGGAUGGAUUGCUGGAUGUAGGAGAGUCAUAGGAUUAGAUGGGUGCUUUUUGAAAGGGCAAGUAAAGGGUCAACUCCUAACAGCUAUAGGAAGGGAUGCCAAUAACCAAGUAUAUCCUAUAUGUUGGGUUAUGGUAAACAUUGAGAACAAGCAAAACUGGAAAUGGUUCUUGGAGCUUCUUAGUGAGGAUGUUGGAGUACAAGAAGGUGGAGGUCUUACAGUUAUAUCAGACCAACAUAAGGGGCUACUUGAAGCAGUAAAGGAGGUCUUACCAAAUGCGGAGCAUAGACAAUGUGUUCGCCAUAUAUACGCAGACUUUAAGAAGUCAUAUAAAGGAGAAGAGUACAAAGAUUUGUUUUGGGCUGCUGCUGGUUGCACUGUCGAACCUGAAUUCAUAUCUGUGAUGGAGAGAUUGAAGGCUAUAGAUGUGGGUGCAUAUGAAUACUUAAUGUCCCAUAACCCGAGCUCAUGGAGUCGUGCUUACUUUUGUCAAGAUUGUGCUAGAUUGAACAAAGGAAUGAGCAAUUCCAAUGCAACCAAAGUGGAUGAAUUUGUAAAUCAAAGUGGAUAA